Molecule: messenger RNA, 1805 nt
Organism: Acanthochromis polyacanthus (spiny chromis)
Lineage: Eukaryota; Metazoa; Chordata; Actinopteri; Pomacentridae
Gene: psph
Product: phosphoserine phosphatase
Exons: 6
Coding region: 108-836 (242 amino acids)
Biological process (GO): dephosphorylation; L-serine biosynthetic process
Cellular component (GO): cytoplasm
Molecular function (GO): magnesium ion binding; L-phosphoserine phosphatase activity
Source: RefSeq, a predicted model, not a curated record
AUGGAGCCAGGGCGAUAGUGGGCGGUCCCUCGGCUGCUGCUCUCUGAUUGGUCCGUCAUUCAGCGCCUCUCUUCCUCAUCAGUGAGUCCUUUGGUAGAGGCUGGUGUAUGCUGAAGCUGCAGUUCGUGACUUGUCAAAGCUCCUUUUACCACAGGAUGACAACUCUUUCCCAGACAAAAGAACUCUUCAGGAGGGCAGAAGCUGUCUGUUUUGAUGUGGACAGCACUGUCAUCAAAGAAGAAGGCAUCGAUGAGCUCGCCAAGUUCUGUGGUGUGGGGGAUGCAGUCACUGAAAUGACUCGCAAAGCAAUGGGCGGCUCAAUGACAUUUAAAAAGGCCCUGACUGAGCGUCUUUCCAUCAUCCGAUGCUCCAGAGAACAAGUAAACAAGCUGAUAACGGACCACCCACCUCAGCUGACUCCAGGUGUUAGGGAGCUUGUGGACAGUCUGCACCAGCGCAACGUCAAGGUGUUCCUCAUUUCAGGUGGUUUCCGCUGCAUUGUUGAGCAUGUGGCCACUCAGCUAAACAUUCCUCUGCAUCACGUCUACGCCAACCGACUCAAGUUCUACUUCAACGGAGAGUAUGCUGGUUUUGAUGAGAGUCAGCCCACAGCUGAGAGCGGCGGAAAAGGAAAAGUCAUCAGCAUGUUGAAGGAACAACACGGUUUCAAGACUGUGGUGAUGAUUGGAGACGGAGCCACUGAUCUAGAGGCCUGCCCUCCAGCUAGUGCUUUCAUUGGAUUUGGAGGGAAUGUCGUCAGGCCACAGGUUAAGGAGAGGUGUUCAUGGUAUGUCACCAGCUUUGGAGAGCUAUUAAAGGAGCUGGAGAAGAUUUAGAGAUGCUGAAAGACUACGGUUGCUAAUUUAACAUUUUAUAUUUGCACCUAAUGGUGUGCCACUGAUGGUUAUAUCAGUACACAUUUCUUUAGACUCCAGUAGAUUUUUAUAAUAAAAAAAGUUUACACUAAUGAGACCAAUUUUACCUUAACAUGGAUGGUGCCCUAUUAAUUUUUUUUAUACUAGAACAGACUAAUAAUAUAACUUUACACUGUCAAUGUGGAGUAAAUUAAGAUUUUAGUGUUUUUGCACUUUUCACAUCAAAGCCUUUCGCUAAGCUAAUACAACUCGUAGAUAUUAUGGCACCUGCAUUAAGCUGUAGGAAUAUUGUGGAUCUGUGUUCUGUAAUCAGAGCUGUGGUGACUUCAGUCCAUCAAAGAUGAGAACAUGCUGUCAAGGAUGUUUGGACAACUUUAAUCUGUUGGCGUUCUUGCUCCCCUCUUUACAUGGUUCCUGCUGAAUAAAAAGAUCAGAUAAGCAUGCUUCCUUUAACAAUAAAACCUCUAUUACAGUAUGAAGCAGCACAACUGUCUGCUCUGUAGCAGAUUCACUCAGCCACUGAUGGGUAAUACCUGUUUUCACUUUACCAUACAUGAUUGCUGUGCCCCAUUAAAACAUGUUGGAUAAAAACAGAUUUUAAAACCAGGCAUGCUGUCUUCACAAGAAAAAGAUGGAAGCCAUAGUUACAAACACGGCACCAUGAAACGUUACCAUGACAGAAUCUAGGAACAGCCAGGAACGCAACAGAGGAGUGACUUGCAAAACAAUGUCUGAUUUAGAAUAGACAAAUAUAAAAUUAUGACAUAUGCUAUCAAGAUAGGUGACAGAAGUACAGCCUUUAUUGAUAUACAGAGGCUUUUUGUCUUCAGUCAGAAAUGGCAUGGCUUAUGUCAAAGUGCCACUUUUUACUCAGCACACCUAAAACAGAAAGUUAUGUAUUCUAAAUAAAUAAAAAGCCCCUGCACUGAG